AUGGGCAGCCACUCAAGCGGCAAGAAUGCCACCACCCGCCCCAAUCAUGGCAAGUUCUUCGGCGCCGACCCCUUGGUUGGCGGGCGCGGCACUCCAGGAGGUGGCGCCAAGCGCAACCUCACCCACGGCCGCGGCCACAACAACACUGGGGCGUUUGUCCACCAGGGCGGCCCCUUUGCCGGCGCAACGCAGCAGAUGGUGCCAAAGCUGCCCAACAUCGGCCGCCUGGGGGCGAUGAUGAUGCCUCCUCCUCCAUUCAACGCGUCGUUCGUCCCCAUCAAGUGCAGCGCCUGCGCCGCACCCGCCUACGCCCUCAUUGACGUCGGCGUAUGGUGA
This is a messenger RNA of Monoraphidium neglectum, 336 nucleotides long. RefSeq lists its product as hypothetical. The record is from RefSeq and is a predicted model, not a curated record. NCBI's taxonomy places the organism in Eukaryota, Viridiplantae, Chlorophyta, Chlorophyceae, Sphaeropleales, Selenastraceae. The transcript has a single exon. Bases 1 to 336 code for a protein of 111 amino acids.